Messenger RNA from Limanda limanda (common dab), 2565 nucleotides. RefSeq names its product CTD nuclear envelope phosphatase 1a (gene ctdnep1a). NCBI's taxonomy places the organism in Eukaryota, Metazoa, Chordata, Actinopteri, Pleuronectiformes, Pleuronectidae. Gene Ontology annotation, molecular function: protein serine/threonine phosphatase activity. The transcript has 8 exons. The record is from RefSeq and is a predicted model, not a curated record. The coding region runs from base 615 to 1352 and encodes 245 amino acids.
AAGUGACGGCUUGGCGGCGAUGGCGGCUCGCAGUUUCAUUCCGGAUCUCCACCGGACUACACACUCAUUCUAACCGGGCCGGCCGCACUUUGGGACACUUCGGCGGCGCUGCCUCUCCUCGGACGCCGCACAGGGUCAAGUCGCACGGAGCCGGUGCUCCACAGCUCUUUUUGGGGUAUUUUUUCCUCCGAGGUUCAAGGUGGUCACCCCGUCGAGCUAGCGGUAGCUCGGCGGCAGCUAGCUAAGCGGCGGUGCACACAAGCUAGCUCCGGUGCUAGCUCGUCACCUAGCCCCGUGCUAAGGUCCACACAGCAGCGGCGGCAGAGGCUUCCUUUCCCUCCCCGGCCCUCGGUCCUCUUUCCCCGGGACGAUGCCUGCAAUGAGCUGCCUUUAAAGCCGAAGUGGGCCACAAGAAGCGGAGCGAGGGAACACACACGUUUCUCCCGGCCUCUGCUUGAUCUGAAUCGCUAGUUUUUUUUGGUGACUGUGGUUGAACCAGGCGGGUUUCCUCUGCAGCUCGACCCCCGGGAGCAACUUGGGGGCAAAACAACCAUUACUGUGCACCGAGGAUUUGAAGUUUGACUGCCUGUAGGGGUCCACGCCUGCUCGCCGCCAUGCUGAAGACCCGGCAGUGUUUACUCGGCAUCCGCACCUUCCUCGGUGUCACGUCGAGAAUAUGGGGCUUCAUCAUGUACAUCCUCAGGAAGCACCUCCGGACGAUAAUCCAGUAUCAGACGGUGCGAUACGACACUUUGCCUCUGUCGCCAAUCUCCAGAAACAGACUCAAUGCAGUAAAGAGGAAGAUUCUGGUUCUGGACCUGGAUGAGACGCUGAUCCACUCUCACCACGACGGGGUCCUCCGACCCACAGUGAGACCUGGCACGCCGCCAGACUUUAUCCUUAAAGUCGUCAUUGAUAAGCACCCAGUCAGAUUCUUUGUACAUAAAAGGCCACAUGUUGACUUCUUUUUAGAAGUGGUGAGCCAGUGGUAUGAGCUGGUGGUUUUCACAGCCAGUAUGGAGAUCUAUGGCUCAGCAGUGGCAGACAAACUGGACAACAACAGGAACGUCCUGAAACGCAGAUACUACAGACAGCAUUGUACAUUGGAUCUAGGUAGUUAUAUUAAAGACCUGUCUGUAGUACAUGACGACCUGUCCAGUAUUGUUAUCCUGGACAACUCGCCUGGUGCUUAUCGUAGCCAUCCAGACAAUGCAAUACCCAUCAAGUCCUGGUUCAGCGACCCUAGUGACACAGCACUUCUUAACUUGCUGCCUAUGCUGGAUGCACUAAGGUUCACUGCUGAUGUGCGCUCCGUCCUUAGUCGAAACCUCCACCAGCACCGACUCUGGUGAUUGGCUGCAUCAAGAGGGGCGGAGACUUGUUGACCAGCCUCCUCCUCUCUGCCGGCUUUCUUCCUGCCCUCCGUUCCCACGCAGACGACCCGCCAGCCCUCUCUGAGCGCGCUCAGACGUGUCCUGGGGAGAUGGGGGCUGGGGUGAGCGCCUAACAUGGGAUGAACAGUGCGGGAUCACCAGAGCCCAGAAACUACUGGGGAGGGAGGGAGAGCCAGCUUCUUCUUUUUUUCUUCUUUUUCUUGAUUCUUUAUUUGUAUUUUUUUCCAAAACGAAAAAGGAGCCUUUCUGCCUUAUUGCUCCUGAUACUGACUGUGUGCGUAUGGAGGUGAGCUUGUGUACGUGGGUCAGAACGCUUGCCGAGAUCAUUAGUCCUUUUUAAACUUUUUUGAAGAUCGGGAGGUGGGGAGAGGGAUCAGCAAAGCAACUAAGAAGAUUCUACAAUAUUAAUUCUCCUUCCUCGCCAUCAUCACCAGAAGUCGAACUUCAGAAAACAACUCAACAAUUUACCGUUUAAUCCUCUCGGAGCAGGCGAGAUAGGAAAAUAGAAAAACCGCCCGUUUUUAGAUCAAACCUAAUACCCCCCCAACGGGGAUUCAUUGAUUCCUGAGGUACAUAUUUCUUUUUCUCACCGAACAAAAACGAUCUUACAUGAAGUAACUGAUGAACUUUUGCUUGGAACAUAAACAUCCACAGGCAUUUUUCUGGCCAGACAGCCAAGUAGUCUGAGAGCUCUCAGCCGUAACAUCACUGUUUCCACAAAGCUCCUCAGUGAUAAAGACUCGACUGAAACGUUGUGAGAAGAAAAGAAUGGCUUGUAACGAUAUGUGGACUGCCGUGCCGCCUUUCCAUAUCUGAAUGUUUCUCUGGUACCAUAAUAUACGAUAAUAAGACUUCUCUAUACCAUGACACAUUUCACUAUUCCCCUUAUACCAUUCGAUGCCAUCCUGAUUUCAUCUAAUAGGAAUUGCACUUAAUUUUUUUUCCCCUUCUGUUUUUGUUGCAGUUGGUUUUGUAUUUGAUUCAAAUUCGCAGCCUUUCCUCCCCGUUUCAGUUUUUACCCGCUCCCCCUCAAUGUAUGGGUUUGACUAUUAGACCCUCUGUCUUUAAAUGCCUUCUGAACAAUGUCAGUCUUGUUAAGGCUCACAGUGGCUUCUUAUUGGCUCUGUCUCCAGGUCUGUGUUACUAAUAAAACACUUGUCAGUAUCGGCCA